GAAAUUUAUUCCAAGAAAAAAGUGAGUUUAAAUAUGAUAUUGCUCUUUCUCUGUACUCUAUUUUCUCCCACCGUCACACAUGGCUACGGCUGCGUAGGAUAACAUCUAACAAACCUAGCGCACGAUAGUCUUCCUUCACCCAUGCUUGGAGUACUCUGCGCCACUCGCCCCAAACCUUGGCUUCUCUCCCUCGUCCACGUCCACGCUUCCCUGCCUCGCCUACCUCAUUCCCCUCUAUCACCUUCAGCCUCGCCGCCGCCCCGUCGCCGCCAUUCCACCGCCUGCAAACUUUUUCUCUCCGGCGGCGCUGCCGCCUCCAUAUGGCACGCUAUCAUGCCCCGAGGUGAUGACGGAUUACGGCGCGGCGUUGUUGCCGUCCAUGACUUGAAGGGAGAGGGAUCGUGGAAUGUCGCUUGGGACGCGCGGCCGGCACGGUGGCUCCACCGCCCCGACUCCGCGUGGCUCCUCUUUGGUGUCUGUGCUUGUCUGGCGCCGCCGCCGGGUUGCGUGGAUGCUGACACUAAUUCUGCUGGAAUCGCUGUGGAUGAAAGUUGCGGCCUUCUCGAUAAGGAACGGGAGGAGGAUGAGGUUUCUGCUGAUUACAGAGUCACUGGGGUACCUGCUGAUGGUCGGUGUCUGUUUAGAGCAAUAGCUCAUGGAGCUUGCUUGAGAAAUGGGGAAAAAGCACCUGAUGAGAAUCGUCAGAGGGAAUUGGCUGAUGAAUUAAGAGCUAAAGUCGUAGAUGAGCUGCUGAAAAGGCGGGAGGAAACAGAAUGGUUUAUAGAAGGGGAUUUCGAUACAUAUCUGCAGAGAAUUCAACAGCCUUAUGUAUGGGGUGGAGAACCAGAGCUAUUGAUGGCUUCUCAUGUUUUGAAGACACCAAUUUCUGUUUUCAUGAGAGACACAGGCUCGGUUGAAUUGGUAAACAUAGCAAAAUAUGGUGAAGAAUACAGGAACGAUAAGGACAUUUCCAUCAAUGUGCUAUUUCAUGGGUAUGGUCACUAUGACAUACUAGAGACCUUACGACCAUAAUUACCUGAAAAAUGAAAAUAAACACUUAUUACAGCACAAAACUCACUUGCCUUGAUGGUGCAAUUUAAGACUUCUCGCGUAAAGAGCUUUUUGAGGGGUCAUUUUGGGAGUGUUUCAGUGAAUUUAGUAACUUUUUGCAACUGUAGUUCAGCUGCAAUUCAAUUUACGCAAGAUGCUGCUGGUGGAAUUUUUGUAGUUUGUUUGUCGUUAUACCACAAUUAUCAUAGGAAGAAAAUGAUAAUAAUUUGCUUCAAUAAUUUGGGAUUUGGGAUUGGCAUUAGCAAGUGAAGUGUUGAUUUUACUUAACUAUAUAUUUUGAUAAACGAUGAAAAAGAGAAGGAAAGGUUCUGUAAUCAUUUUAAUCUUUAUAGAGUUCCUUAACAUUAGGAAUUA
Glycine soja is the source of this 1425-nucleotide messenger RNA. RefSeq lists its product as uncharacterized. Gene Ontology annotation, molecular function: cysteine-type deubiquitinase activity. Bases 142 to 1032 code for a protein of 296 amino acids. Gene Ontology annotation, biological process: protein deubiquitination; endoplasmic reticulum unfolded protein response. The record is from RefSeq and is a predicted model, not a curated record. NCBI's taxonomy places the organism in Eukaryota, Viridiplantae, Streptophyta, Magnoliopsida, Fabales, Fabaceae. Gene Ontology annotation, cellular component: cytosol; nucleus. The transcript has 5 exons.